This is a messenger RNA of Neurospora tetrasperma FGSC 2508, 1101 nucleotides long. RefSeq lists its product as uncharacterized. Gene Ontology annotation, cellular component: mitochondrion. The record is from RefSeq and is a predicted model, not a curated record. Gene Ontology annotation, biological process: autophagy of mitochondrion. The transcript has 2 exons. Lineage: Eukaryota; Fungi; Ascomycota; Sordariomycetes; Sordariales; Sordariaceae. The coding region runs from base 93 to 761 and encodes 222 amino acids.
CGACACCCGUGAACCAACAAUUUCCAUCUCACAUCGAAUCGACUUUCCGCCCAAAGCAGCCCCGCGCAUUAUUGGCAUUCGCUGUCGCCAUUAUGACUACGAGAGGCGUUUCCGUCCUCAAGUUUGUAGGGACUGUGUCCCUCGGGCUCCUAACAGGCGUGUCUUUCACCCUCUCGACCCUCACGAUUCCCGCCCUCCUGACCCUUCCCUCCGCAAACGAUGCCGCGCGCGCGCUCGAAUCGCUAUCCACCUCGGCCAAGAAGCACCUGCGCACGCUGAGCACCAUCUCGGGCUCCGCCUUCGCCAUCGCCUACUACCUUUCCCCGCGUGCCUACCGCCACCCGUACCUGAUCUACACCUCGCUACUCGUGUUCGGCUCCCGCUUCAUCACCUCGGGCUUCUUUGGCCCUUACUUUAGCUUCAUCACCCCCGCCGUCCCCGCCUCGUUUUCGUCCGGCAUGUCCUCCGUCUCGUUCGUGACCGCCCGCAGCAGCCAGCAGAAGAAGAAGAGCAGCACGCCGCGCGGCUUGGAGGCUAGCUACGAGGUUCUUGGUGAUCCCUCCCACAGCGAGGCGACUUCGGGCUCGGAGGAUGUCGAGGAGGAGCUGGCUAAUGUUAAUGGCGAGGAGGUCCGUGCCAACGUGGAGGUGUUCUUGAAGAAGAACAUUGUCCAGAGCGUUGUGGCUGGCGUUGCGUUCUUGAUGUCCGUUGUUGGCAUCUGGGGCGAUGGGCUGGGACAGCAGAUUAUUGUCAUUGCUUGAAGUGAUGAGUAUGGAAUGCGGGAAAGGGAGGUUGCGUGACUGUGACUCUCCAGAGAGGUGAGAACGUCAGGAGAAGCAACAGAUUAUGCUGAUGUUGUAACCUGGUUUUGCAGAGAGCUCAAGGGCUCGGUUGACUGAGGAAGAAGGAUGCGAGGACGUUGAUCGUCAUUUUCCCGAUCUGGAUGGCGGAAAUACAUCUUUCGAUCGUUGUAGAGACAGCACACACGUGUGCUCUUUCAUAUAUCAUCAACUUAUGGUUAUCUGGGAGGAAGACUUACAUGGUAAAGGUGCACGAGAAUGUAUCUAACGGAACAAAUGGGAGUUUUGGAUUGUUUUCACG